AUGUCUAACAUAUGGUCAAUGUUCGCCACGUGCUUAGGCUUUUAUCAGCUUCUUGGGUUACACUGGUUCAUUCAUAAGGCGGAUAGGUCUAGUCAGUUUUGGACAGUGCUCUGUGUCGCGAUCAAUUUCUGCUUCGUUACCGUGCUCUUGUACUGGGUCUACCAGAAUCCUACACAGGUGCUGUUUAUUGAUUCCGUUCCGGGGUUUCUUCUAGACCUAUUCAAGUUCAUCCUAGUGACAGUCGUCUACAACUCACUGCUCCUCGAGAAUUGCUUUAAUUUUCGUACUCUCCGAGAGGUCUGGAAAGUGCUGGAUCAAAUCCGUGUCCGGUGUAUCCCUUGCUCCAAGUGGAGUCCACUGCAGCGCCAUCAUUUGACCAUUGUUGUGUGUUUUCUAGUACAUCAGGCGUGGUGGGAAUUAAGCUUUGCUUACUUUGUCGCGCCAACGGUUCGAGGACGGAAUUUUACCAUCAUUUUCUGGAUCCUGCUUAUGGUGCUACACCUACGCCAGCUCCAGAUCCUACUCUACACGGAUGUGGUAGGUUUCUGCCUGAAGCAAAUGAACGAUCAGCUACGUUGGACAAUCGAGUUGAGCAAGGGAGCUUCGAGCUAUGGCGGAACUCGCAGUGACGGACAGCUCUGUGUCCAACUCGCGCAACUUAUCGAUGCGUUUGCGAGGAUUGAACGUUUGCUGGGCUUACUAAACCGAGCGUUCGGAUAUUCGUUUGUCAUGAUUAAACUCAUCAUCCACGUCUACCUUUUGACUGAUACAUAUUGGAUCGUUUAUGGCAUUCUGAAAGGGAAUGUCUUUGAAGGACUUUACUUGGAAUGCUGUCUGCUAUCGAAAAUAAUUGCCCUGAUGUUAAACCUGCACUCAAACGAACGGAUCGGGCAAGAAUGUGUCCGUAUGCGGCAGCUUUUGCACUCAGUCGACCUAGGAUGGCAGAUGCGUUGUGAAACCGGGUAUCAGAUGGUGCAAAACUUUCUGCUCAAAAUGGAAUCCUGCCAGCCGCUCACAUUAACAGCGAUGGGCUUGUUCAAGAUGAACUACGCCAUCAUGAUGGAGGUCAGUCGUUUAGUAACACAGAAUCUGAAGCCGUGA
This is a messenger RNA of Anopheles coustani, 1101 nucleotides long. RefSeq lists its product as uncharacterized. Gene Ontology annotation, biological process: sensory perception of taste. NCBI's taxonomy places the organism in Eukaryota, Metazoa, Arthropoda, Insecta, Diptera, Culicidae. The coding region runs from base 1 to 1101 and encodes 366 amino acids. The record is from RefSeq and is a predicted model, not a curated record. The transcript is spliced from 2 exons. Gene Ontology annotation, cellular component: membrane.